Quercus robur (English oak) is the source of this 756-nucleotide messenger RNA. RefSeq lists its product as uncharacterized. Bases 1 to 756 code for a protein of 251 amino acids. NCBI's taxonomy places the organism in Eukaryota, Viridiplantae, Streptophyta, Magnoliopsida, Fagales, Fagaceae. The transcript is spliced from 3 exons. The record is from RefSeq and is a predicted model, not a curated record.
AUGGGUAGUCGGAUCUAUAGAUCAAUUGAGACUGUUCAUAGAUACUUCAAGGUCAUCCUUAGGGGGGUCCUGAAAUUAUAUAGAGCUCUAAUAAGACUGCGUAGCGAAGAUACACCCCCAGAGAUAAGGAAUAACAGAAGGUUUUACCCAUAUUUUAAGGAUUGUGUUGGAGCAAUAGAUGGUACACAUGUUCGUGCAUCUGUGCCACCUGAAAUACAAGGAAGAUUUCGUGGUCGCAAAGAUGAAACCACGCAAAAUGUGUUAGCUGCCAUUAGUUUUGACUUAAAGUUCACUUAUGUAUUGGCUAGAUGGGAAGGCAGUGCACAUGAUUCACGUUUGUUAAAUGAUGCAUUUGCUAGGCCAGGGGGAUUUUCAAUUCCCAAUGAGUUUAGUGAUCGUCCUCCUGAGAAUGCGCAAGAAUUGUUCAACCUUCGACACUCUUCAUUGAGAACUACCAUUGAGCGAGGGUUUGGAGUGUUGAAGAAACGUUUUCGAGUGUUGGAUGCAGAACCAUUUUGGUCUUUCCCAACCCAAGUGAAAGUAGUGUUAGCGUGUUGUGUGAUUCAUAAUCACAUUAUGGGGGUUGAACCAGAUGACCAUAUUAUGGAAGAUGUAAUGAACCAAGUAGAGUCUAGUGACCAUCAACAAGAAACACAAUCACGUCGGGAGUCCGUCGAAGAUAGUAGAUCGUGGAAUGCUAAGAGAGAUGAGAUAUGCCAAGCCAUGUGGUCUGAUUAUACCAGGAGUGGAGAGUAG